Capsella rubella is the source of this 1682-nucleotide messenger RNA. RefSeq lists its product as uncharacterized. Lineage: Eukaryota; Viridiplantae; Streptophyta; Magnoliopsida; Brassicales; Brassicaceae. The coding region runs from base 28 to 1497 and encodes 489 amino acids. The transcript has 3 exons. The record is from RefSeq and is a predicted model, not a curated record.
UUCUCAUCACACACAAGAUUUAGAAUAAUGGCAAGAGUUCAACUAUUUCUAUGCUUCACCAUUCUUUUUGCAUCGGUGACUCUUCUGGAUGUUGUUUCAGCUCACCUGAAGCUUAAGCCAAGUUUGCCUGAUCAGAUUGAAGCUCCAAAGACAGUGAAGGAUGUAGAACCUUACACCGUUAAAGUAGUGAUGGUCUUCGUAUCGGACCUCGAGAAAGAAUGUCCCAAGACAAGUAAAUUUAAGGCCUUCUUUGCGAAACUUAGGGCAUAUGCUAAGUAUGUUUGCCCAAUAAAAAGAAAAGACCAAGUCGAUUACGACCGGGACAUGAAGGCGAAAGCCGGGGGCAUCUUCCAGGCCAUAUCAUCUUUUGCUAUUGGAAGGAUAAAAAAGGAAAUUCAAGAAGAGAAACAAGAAGUCAUUGAUACCUUCAAGUUUAUGAGAUUUGUUGCGGCUAAGAUUUUGGGCAGCCGCAAAAAGGAUGAGAACGAAGACACCAUGAAGCUAACAGCAGAACAACAAAAAGAAAUCAAAGAAGGGAUCAUAAGAUGGGAAACCAUUAUUACUCGAAUAACAAACACAAUGGUAAUGAGCACAAAAAAUUCUUCUUCUAGUGAAACUUCAACAACUGAGAAGGGAGAUUCAAGCGAAAAAAGCAAAAGCUCUUCCAAAGACACUAACUCGGGCAGUCCUAGUACUGGAAGUCCAUCUGGUCCAAAGUCUUCGGAUUCAAGUGAAAAAGAAGCUAAAUCUAAAGAUACUAAAACUACAGGAGAAAAAUCUUCUAAGGAUGCUAAGAAUACCGAAGAUAACUCUUCUCAGGAUACUAAAAAUACCGAAGAAAACUCUUCUAAGGAUACUAAAAAUACCAAAGAAAACUCUUCUAAGGAUGCUAAAAAUACCGAAGAAAACUCUUCAACUACAAGUGGAAAAGAAACCUCCUCUAAAGAUACUAAAAAAUCUGCCGGUGAAAGCUCCGUUAGUCAGAGCAGCGCCGUAAAUGUGGAAGAAGUUGAGGCCGAGACUUCCAAACAAGUGUCGACAUUCAUUAUGAACCUCGAAAAGAAGUGUCCACAGAAGGAAGAAUACAAAGCCUUCUUCGAGCAACUAAAGGGUACAAUGGUUGCUCCCCCAAAAGAAAGAAAAGGUUUGUUUUCUAGACUUAAAUCUGCUGCCGGGAAAGUAUCCGGUGCCAUGGCAUUUAUCCGGUCAAGAAUUGGAAGCAAAUCAGCUGAGGUGAAGAAGUCCAUGGAAGCUUACCAAGGAGAAGUGAUGAAGACUCUCCAAGAGUUAGAAACCAUCCACAGCCAAAUUGUGAGUCAGAACAAAGGCAAGAAAGAAGGUUCUUUGACAUGCACACCAGCACAGCAAACACAGAUUAAGCAAACUAUCACCAAAUGGGAACAAGUCACCACCCAAUUCGUCGAGACUGCUGUUCAGAGCGAGACACAAUCUUCUUCAUCUACUUCAUCUUCUGUCGGAAAAAUGACUUCAAACUGAACUUAAAAGACAUCAUUAAUUACAAGCCUUAUGUUUAUAAUUACUAGCUAAUAAUUCAAUUUUGUUGUAAAUAAAACCAAGACCGGUAUAGGCCAGCCAUAGAUCUGUCGACCGAGUCUAUGCAAGGAAUAACUAAGUACAAGUGUACUAUGAAUAUAGAUUGUAACAAACAAUCAUAAGUGAGA